GAGCUCAUCUCAUUUCUCACACCGCCCGGACCUGAGGCAGGACACAAAUCUACCGUAAGACAGGUGCAUCUGCAGCUUGCUGAGGCCACUUGUACGCUUGAGAGAGGCUGCGGGGCAGGCGGCACGACCGGUAACAUGACCCAGAUCUCAGAGGAGGACCUGGCGGACCUCAGGGUCGCCUUCGACAAAAUUGACCUCGACAAGAGCGGGUUUGUCAACGACUACGAGCUGCAUGACCUCUUUCAGGAGGCCAGCCUGAAUUUACCAGGUUACAAGGUGCGAGAGAUUGCAGAGAGGUUCAUCGCCGGCGACACCAACAAGGACCAGAAGAUAAGCUUUGAAGAGUUUGUGGCGAUAUACCAAGACAUAAAAAGUAAGGACAUAAGAGAAACCUUUCGCAGGACCAUCACCAGGAAGGAUGGGAUCUGCUCAUUUGGAGGAACGUCUGGAAGCUCCAGCCAAGGAACCCAGCACUCGUAUUCUGAUGAAGAGAAAGUGGCCUUCGUCAACUGGAUCAAUAAGGCCUUGGCAAAUGACCCAGACUGCCAACACUUUAUCCCCAUGGACCCGAAUACCGACAGUCUGUUCACAUCUGUCAAGGAUGGAAUACUCCUCUGCAAAAUGGUCAACCACUCCCAGAAGGAAACGAUCGACGAAAGGGUCAUCAACACAAAAAAACGCAGCAUGUUCAACAUGACUGAGAACUUGAUUCUGGCUCUUAACUCCGCCUCAGCCAUCGGAUGUAUGGUGGUCAACAUAGAUGCUCAGGACAUGAUUGCUGGAACACCUCACCUGGUGCUCGGGCUGCUCUGGCAGAUCAUUAAAAUCGGCCUGUUUGCUAACAUCGAGCUUGCGAGCAACGAAGCUCUGAUCGCACUCCUUGGUGAGGGUGAAGAUUUGGAGACUCUGUUGUCGUUGUCACCCGAGGAGCUGCUGCUGCGCUGGGUGAACUAUCAUCUCAAAGCUGCUGGAGAGAAACCAAUAAAAAACUUCACAGACGACAUCAAGGACUCCAAGGCCUACUUCCACUUACUGAACGAGAUCUCUCCCAGAGGAGACACCGACCCUGGGAUCCCCAUCAUCAUCGACAUGUCUGGCUUAAACGAGGUAGAUGACCUAAAGAGGGCGGAGCUUAUGCUGAAACAAGCGGCUCGGAUCGAUUGCCGUCAGUUUGUCUCGCCUCAGGACGUGGUGUCCGGGAAUCAAAAGCUCAACAUCGCCUACGUCGCCAACCUGUUCAACAUGUACCCGGCCCUAAAAAAGCCAGGCUCCGAAAAUGGCAUUGACGUCAGCAUGAUCGAGGGGGAAUCCAGAGAGGACAGGACCUUAAGAAAUUGGAUGAACUCGCUGGGGAUAAGUCCGAGAGUCAAUCACUUAUACAGUGACCUGGGAGACGGCCUGGUUAUUCUUCAGCUUUAUGAGAAAAUUCAAGUGCCUGUAGACUGGAAGAAAGUAAACCGUCCACCGUAUCCUGCCAUCGGUUCCAAAAUGAAAAAGCUGGAGAACUGCAAUUAUGCUGUGGAUUUGGGCAAAAUGCUGGCAAAGUUCUCACUGGUGGGCAUCGGCGGUGACAACAUCAACGAAGGCAAUCCCAAGCCCACGCUGGCGCUGGUGUGGCAGCUCAUGAGAAGGUACACCCUGAACGUGCUGUCCGACAUUGGUGAUGGAGAAAAAAUCAAUGACCAGAUCAUAGUUGACUGGGUGAACACGACGCUGAAAAACAAUGAAAAAACAUCGACCAUCAGUAACUUUAAGGACAAAUCGAUCAGCAGCAGCAUCCCAGUGCUCGAUCUGAUUGAUACGAUUGCUCCUGGAUCCAUCAGAACUGACUUGGUGAAGACGGGAGACUUGAGUCCUGAAGACAUGCUCAACAACGCAAAGUAUGCCAUCUCAAUGGCACGAAAGAUCGGUGCCAAAGUGUAUGCGCUGCCCGAAGACCUGAUGGAGGUCAACCCUAAGAUGGUCAUGACCGUGUUCGCCUGUUUGAUGGGAAAAAGUCUGAACAAAGUGAAGGCCUGAUUAGAAGUUAUAAGUUGUCCAGAGGAUAUCAAUUUGACGGUAUUCCUGUGUUCGAAACAAUGUCGCAUAAGAAGUAAUACACGUUUCUGGGUGAAGAGCAAACCUACGUAGAAAUGCAGUAGGUUCUAAUUUUUUAAAGAGGUGGAGUUGGGAGCUUCGCGGCUAAGAAUCGUUCAUCACUGUCAUCACCUGCUGUUUUUCAGUUCAUGCACUUUCCGAGCCUCACCAAGAAAAAGUCAAACCUUUAUUGACCGGCAUUUCAUACUUCACUUUUCAUUUAAAAUUAUCUUUAUUUUAUUGAUUUUUUUUUUAAUUCGUUUGAUUUGUAGGUAGCAAUUUAAUUUCUAGAACAAAGAGUUGUUGACUGAUUGGUUUAUUUUGCUAGCAAGGUAUUUUGUGUUACUGUAUCAAACUGUCUCGAUAUGUUCAUAAACUUGCUUCUGGUGACUUAUUAAACUUAUUUCCAAACAAAGUCAA
This is a messenger RNA of Clarias gariepinus (North African catfish), 2496 nucleotides long. It is a transcript of the gene pls1, whose product is annotated as plastin 1 (I isoform). The transcript has 16 exons. Gene Ontology annotation, cellular component: actin filament bundle; cytoplasm; actin filament. The record is from RefSeq and is a predicted model, not a curated record. Lineage: Eukaryota; Metazoa; Chordata; Actinopteri; Siluriformes; Clariidae. Bases 136 to 2019 code for a protein of 627 amino acids. Gene Ontology annotation, molecular function: actin filament binding; calcium ion binding. Gene Ontology annotation, biological process: actin filament network formation; actin filament bundle assembly.